AUGUCUAAAAAGUCUGAAAUGCCUGAAGGGGGACAGACGAGGGAUCGACGGCCUAUCACCGUGAAAGAACUCGAACUCCUUUAUUUUGCACUAUGUCCUCAGUUUACAGACUCGAUAGACAAUGUGAUGCUUUGGGCAGCCUUUACUCUGGCCUUCUUUGGCUUUAUACGGUGCAGUGAAUUUACGUGUAAUUCCUCAUUCGAUCCUGACUGGCUCCUUUCAAGAAAUGACAUUACUUUCCAUCCAAACCUUCUGCAUGCUGACUCUUACGAAGUAGUUAUCAAACGCUCCAAAACCGAUCCUUUCCGCCGUGGAUACCGCCUAACCAUUGGAUCAUCGCAUAAUAAACUUUGCUCCGUACGAGCUAUGAAAACCUAUCUGCUCCAGUCACCAUCCGUCCACACACCUCGUCCUCUUUUUGCAUUCGAGUCUGGUGCCCCUCUUACCCGUACCACCCUAACGUCACAUUUACGAAGUUUACUUCAAGGUCAAGGACUGGAUGAAAAACGUUAUGCCUCGCAUAGUUUCCGAUUUGGUGCUGCUACAGCCGCUGGGACACUGGGACGCUGGACUUCAGACUGUUAUGAACGAUAUAUUAGGACUCCACAGGAGGUUUUAGUCUCUGUUCCAUACAAACUGACCGCAAGUACAAGACAUUAA
Messenger RNA from Paramuricea clavata, 660 nucleotides. The record is from the annotation of a GenBank genome assembly. Lineage: Eukaryota; Metazoa; Cnidaria; Anthozoa; Malacalcyonacea; Plexauridae.